Messenger RNA from Polistes dominula (European paper wasp), 11885 nucleotides. RefSeq names its product vacuolar protein sorting 13B (gene Vps13B). NCBI's taxonomy places the organism in Eukaryota, Metazoa, Arthropoda, Insecta, Hymenoptera, Vespidae. The record is from RefSeq and is a predicted model, not a curated record.
UCAUUAGUUAUAUUUAAAGUAUAGAAAUGCAUUUGACAAAUUAAAUAUUAGUUCAAAAUGAUUCAAACUUCUGUGAUAUUUAAUAUUAUAGUUGGAUUGAAAUAAUUAAUUAUUAAUUUGACAAUUUAAUUUAUCUUUUGUUUUCUAACCUAAAAGAAGUUGACAAAAUCGGAUUACAUUGGGACGUGUGUUGCUUAACAUCUUGUACAAGUGCAGCUGAUUUGGCAUUUGUUAAAAAAAAAAGGUUAAUGUUAGUUGAUUUCAAUAAAUGAAUCGUUUAUUGUGAAAGUGAUAAUAAUAACCAAUUAUAUUGGCAUACCAAAUUAAAUAUAAAUUUUUAUCGAAGAGGAAUUUAAAGAUUUAACAAAACUAUGUUAUAUACUUCAUAUUCCUUAUCACAAUGUUCAAAUUGGAAUCCUAUAUAACACCUAUAAUUCUCAGCUAUGUUGAGAAGUAUGUUAAAAAUUUUAAACCGGAACAAUCGCAGGUAUCCUUAUGGGGUGGCGAUGCAUCUUUUCAAAAUUUGGAUUUACGAUUAGAAGUAUUAGAGGAACAAUUAAAUUUACCAUUUAAAUUUGUCAGUGGUCAUAUACAUGAAUUAUUAAUACACGUUCCAUGGGUAAAAAUUAAUUCAGAACCAAUAGUGGUAACGAUUAACACAAUAGAAUGUAUAUUAAAAUUAAAAGAUGAAAAAAGCACAGAAAUCAGAAAACCUACCAUGCAAAAGAAAAAAGAAAUGGUUCAAGAAGUAGCACCGCCUGGAUAUAUCAAAAGUAUUAUUACAAAAAUUGUUAACAACAUAACAAUUCAUUGUAACAAUUUAAUAUUAAAAUAUGUAGAAGAAGAUAUCGUGCUGAGUGUAAAUGUUAGGUUUUUAAGUGUUCAAACUGUUGACGAUAAAUGGAAACCUGCAUUUACUGAUGUUAAUAUUUUUGAAGUUAUGCUCAGAAAAGUUAUUACCAUUCAAGAUUUAACUUUAUGCUUAGAUAAAAUGGAUGCUUCUGGAAAAAUAGAAAUUUAUCAGGAUCCUGUUUUAUAUCGAUGUUCCUUGGCCAUACGUUUAAUCGUAAAUUAUCAUAGUAAUACUGCUAAAAGGGCAUCUGUUACACGUUUAGAUCUUCACUGUGAGAAAAUGGAAUUUAGUAUGACUGAACAACAAAUACCAAUGUUACUUAGAUUAGCAUCAUUAUUAGUGGCUUUACAAACAAAACAAUUUCCAAUUGGUAAAGAAAAAUCACUAAAUUCUGAGACUGGAGAAGAAACAGGCCAAGAUGAAAUUAGUCAAAUAAUUGGAACAAUCACUGAAGCAGUUGGUUGGGGUGGUUGGGCUUGGAAUGUAGCCUCUACAGUUUUACCAAUUGAUUGGGUUACAUCUGGUUUUGCUGAUUGGGAUAAUGAUUGGUCUAGUCAACAACAAAUGGCAUAUUCUGGGCACACUAUUCAUUUAGGCAUUUAUAUCGAUGAUACUAUUUUAACUUUUAAGGUUGUUGAAAGUGUGAAAGAACAAUUGUUUUACAAGUCACGAAAGCUUAGAUACAAAUCGUUUUUAUCAUUACGAUUGAAUGGAGUUUUAGUGGAUGUAAUACUGCAAGGUAUUGAAAUGACUAAUGUUCAAAUUGGUUUGGCUAACAUACGCCUUUAUCCCAGAGGAACUUGCAGUUGUGGACACCUUGAAGUUGUUGAUGGUGCACAGCCACCUCUUUAUUUAACAGCAGGAAAAGUCAAUAGAAAUUAUUUAAAAGAUUCAUUAUUUGAUAAUGAUGCUUUAGAAAAUAAUGGAAAGAAAAGGGCUUAUAAAGAAGGGAUAAAUUAUCAUUUAGUAACUGUUUCAGUGGAAAAUUUAUUGAAAAGGAGUCCAGCUUUUGUAAUGGAUUAUGUUCAUUGUGUACAACUUCCAGAUGACAUAACAACUGAAAAGUUAGCAGAACUUGGUUCCAAUUUUGAAUAUAGUAACUUUCAGGAGCAAAGAGUGAUUAGAUAUAUUAUUGGAGAUAUAACGAUCAGAUUGUGUUCAGGAAUUUUCCAUCGUAUAGAGACAAUAAAACAAGCUGCUUCGCAAUAUGAUUAUACACCAUAUAUUAUACCAAAACCUGAUCCUUCUGCUGAAGAACUUCCUCCAGUUACAUUAGAAGAAUUUGAAGCUUUGAGAGAAAAUGUAUCAAUGGUUAAAACUUAUUUGUUUAUUAUAAAAGCUUCUUUACAAUUACAAUUAGCUGAUCAUUGCAUUACUGGAUUACCACGUCAGCGUAAAAUAGUUGAAAAUAGGACUGUACCUUUAACACCAGCUUUUACAAAUGAUCCUUUUGUAAGCAUUGAAUUUGACAAAGCAACUGCACAUAUGAUUCAACCUUUGUAUCCAUUUAGACUUACUGCUUGUGCUUCCAAACAAACUGGAUUAUUACCAGAAAUGUUUGAACAAUGUCAUCAAAUUAUUAAAAUGCAGGUUUAUGGAAUAAAGAGUCAAUUAUAUUUGACAACAAAUUGUCAUACAUCAUUAAUGAUGCCAUGCUUUGUAAAAUGUUCUCUUAAAAAAUUACUUUAUCCACAAUAUUGGACUCAUCUAGAUUUAAUUUGUGAAACAUACACGUUUCAUACUGAUAGUAUUACUAUUACGGGAACUAAACCAAAAUUGAUGGUUGCCACUUCUAUAAUAACAUCAUUGCUUGAUUCCACUGAAACAACAAAUCCUCUUGUUUGUUCUUCUCUCUUUAGUGAUGCAUGCCAAGACAAAAAUCCAAUUUAUUUAGAAUUACUCUUGGAAAAUAUCAAUUACAAAAGGCUUUCAACAUUUAUGAUGAAUGUUAAUGAAAUAAGUGUAAAUUCUCUGAAGAUUUUUACACUUAGCGAUACCCAGCAAGCAUUUAUACUCUCAGGUCCAGAAUAUGAUGUUAACAGCGAAACGGAAAACAAACCUCUUUUAAUUGCUGUAAUACAGUUUCCUAAAAAGGCUCCAGUAGAAACGUAUCCAACACUUAUCUCACUUCAAGUAGCAGAAUUAAGAGGUUCCUUAGAUCCACUCUUUUUGAAAUGGUUGGAAUAUCAAGUUACUUAUUACGAAUUGGGACCAUUAUGUACAAUGCGUCAAGACAGCCAAUUAUCUGCUGAGGGUGCAUCGUCUGACACCAGUACAAGAAAAAAAACAUUUCCAAGCUUGCAUGAAAGUGUUCACAGUUCUUCUGACAAGGAUAGAAAAAGAUCUUCUACGAUAGUUGAAAAACCAAAAAUGCUUCAAAAUGAGGAAACUCAAAAAAAGAAUGAAUCUAAAAUUGAUACAGAACAGAAGAACUUGCAGAAAUCAGGAGUAUUGGUCAGAUUAGCCGAACUCUAUUCAUGGUGGUCUGGUCUUGUUUUAAGUGGAUGUAUUGGUCAUAUUGUUAUCUAUAUACCAUCGACUACAAUGAGCGGUAUAGGAGCACAUGGUAUAGAACAAGCCAAAAAUCGAGCAUUAGAAGAAGAUCAACAUCUACAGAUAUUAAGUUUAAAACUACCAAGUAUUCAGAUUCAUUCAAGUAAUAUUAAUUCCGAACAAUUAUCACCUUAUCUUAAAACAUUCCCAGUAAAGUUGCCUAAAUCAAUGUGGACAUAUCGUGUACAAAGUUUUCCUUGGACAUUAAGUCUUUCCGAAUUUCACUGUUAUACAUUACAAGGAGAUAUACAACAAAAUUUUAUUAAAAAAAUGUCAUUAAAUGCAACUUUAGCUCUUACUACGAAAACUACUACAUCCCAAGCUUCAAAUAUUCUUACUGCAUUGAGUGUUUGUGUUCAUAUUGAUAAUUCAGCUAUUAUCAUUUCCAUUUCAGAAGAACAGGUUGUGUUCAUGAGCAGUAUAAUACAAAAAAUUGUGAAUAUUUUACUAAUAACAAAUAAUUUUAAAGAAAGUAACACUGUCGUACCUCAUAUCAUUAACGAGAAUGUAGUCGUUUUUCCAGCCAUACCACAAACCCCUUCUACACCUACACAAAUUAUAUAUCCAGAAGAUACAACUACAAACUCAACGAUAUCUACAUCAAGAGAUGAUACCAUUACAGAGAAAGAUAAUGUGACAUUAACCGCAUGGAUUCAAUGGACAAUAACAAAAAUAGCUAUUAAAUUAUAUGUCACGGGACAAGAAAUAAAACCAUCUUUGAAAUUAGUCAUGGAAAUGGAAGAUAUUAUUACUUCAUUAGAUUUACAACCGGUUUAUUUAAAAUUAAAAAAUAAAAUCACAACAGUUACGAUAUUUCAUUAUACAAGAGCACCUUAUGCACAAAAUUGGGACGUUGGAGAAUAUGUCGGUAUAAUUUUAUGUGGCAGAGAAGAUAAUUUAGAAAAGGGAGAUGAUUCUGGUUUCUUAAGUUUUACUUUAACACGAGCACAAUCGGGUAAUGUUCAUAAUCGUUGGGGUACUUACAAACGCUACAAAAAUAAUAAGAAAGAUGUUAUAACAGAAGCAUUAGUAUCAACAAAUGCAUACAUCUCUGAAAUAGAUAUAAAAAUACAAAUGGUUGAUAUUAUUUUACCUUUAAGUAUACUUAGCAAAUAUAUGCAAUUGGCAAAACCUCUUAUUCAUUUAAAUAAAAAAUAUCCAAAAGUAACAAAAAGCAAUCAAGAAGGAAUCAUCACAUCAACAUUAGCAAAGAUUACAAGUAUUAAUAAUGAAUUUUUACCAUUGAUACAUUUAGAAUUUAAAGGAUUAAGACUUAUGAUACCAGUAUCUACACCUGCUAGACAUCGAUUACAACAUGAUUUAUUAAUUUUACAGCUUGAUGGUAUUCGUAUUACACCGCAUGCAGAAAAUCCAAUUUGUAGAACACCAUUACGAUCAGAUAUAUAUCAACUUGCAGCACAAGCAAAUAUAUUAAAUAUGCCAGGUUCUGCAGUGGAAGAUCGUCAAUAUCAAAUUAAUGUGAAGGGUAUAUGUGUAUAUAGCACUACAUGGAAAAAUUAUCAAAUGAGUAUUAAUAAGCGUAUGUCUCAAUCUUAUCUUUAUACAAUGAAUGAGAAUCCUGCUUUAGAAUGGAACAAACUUGGAAAUGGGAACAGUUUGGAACCACAUUUCUCAACUUUUCCUGUACUAGCUAAGUUUGAUCUCUGUUUGAUUAUUGCUCCAACGAUCAAACUUAAACCUGAUACAAUAGUUUGUGGAAGUGCUGUAGAAAUAAAUUGUAUCACGGAUAUUGAAAUAACAGUUAAUUUAGAUCAACUGAAAUUAAUUUCCAUUUUAUCUAACGAAUGUAACAUGUUACUAUCGGGAGACGUACAGGAGAUAGAAAUAACAGAUGUUUCUUAUGAUAAAAAUGACAAAAGUUCACCAAUACCAAAACAAGUUACUUGGAUAAAACAAAUGUCUGAGGAACAAGAAAUAGAUGUUACAAAGGACAGUGGUAUUGACUUUGAAAUGUCUAGCAUAAAUUCAACGAUUGUUGAGAAAUCACAAUUCUCAGAAGUGUUGAUACUUCCACCAUGUGAAUUUUUAAUAAAUUGUGGAAAAAUUACUUUUAUAUCUUACGAAACACAAAAGAUACAUGUUAAUUCUGAAUAUGAAGUAGAAAUGAAUGAUGCGGAUGAAGAUGAUACCGGUAAUUUAAAACAACCAUUACUUUAUUUAAUGAUUAAUCAACCAAAUCUUUAUCUUUGGCAACAAAAUUUAUCACAAAAGAUGCAAAUUUCUUGUUUUGAUAUGACAAUAGCAUUAGGUGCAAAAGAUGCACAAGAUUUAAGAUCAAUACCAAGUGAAAAAGAUUUUACUAUUUUUAUAAUACAAACGAAAAAUGGCGAACCACAUCCGGACACUGGUAUUCCACCAUCAUUUGUAACAGUAAAAUGUGAAAAAUAUCCUGGAAAAAAUACUCAUUUCUUUAUGGACAUGGGUCGACCUACAAAAAUUCAUUUUUCAUUGUCAAGGCUAAAUCAAAUAUAUGACAUAAACAGUAAGAUUAUGUCGUGUUUUAUUGAUGAGAAUAAUACGAAAUCAUCUAUGAAAGAUGCAGAUGAUAAUAAAACUAUGAACGAUCAAUUGCCAUUUAAAUGUAAAAAGAUGUAUUUACCAGAUUUAAAUUUAAGUACGAAACAAAUUGUACUCUCUUUGAAAACUAGCUCUGAUUCGGAAAUAAUUAUUAGUUUGGCAACAUUAAAUGGAAAUAUUUCAACGUUAUUAAGACCAGAUAGAAUAUUCUCAAAUAUAUCUGUCGAGUCUUUCAUUAUAUCUGCCAUUCUUAAUGGAAAUAUGAAAGUUUUAUUAAAACCAUGGUGUUAUAACAUAACUGUUUGUCUUCUUUGGGAAUCUUGGCAAGAUGUUGAAGCUCUACCUCAAAUACAAAUACAAGCAGACAGUGACAGUAUUUAUCUUGAUAUUGGGCCAGAUCAAAUUCAAAUUAUGAAAACAGUGGUAGAAGAUUGUCAGCUACUUUUAAGUCAUUUUCAAACAUCUAAUGUUAAGGAUAACAGUCGUGAAAUGCAAGUUGUGUUAUCAACUGAACAACAUUACAAGGAUGAUUUAAAAGCUGGUGCAUUCCAGUUUAUAGAUGGUACAGGAGAUGAAUUACCUUUCCCAUAUCAGGUCAUAUUUUUUACUUAUCCUCAACAAGCAAUGGCUUGGAGGUAUCCUCAACCUAGAACUUUAACAAAAAUACAUGUCUCUCCCGUACCAUUUGAAACAUCAGACAAUGAAGGAUUUUAUACAGAUAGAAUAUCCUGUGUUUUACAAUACUGGAGUGACAGUCAUAUGGCUUAUCAACAUUAUGCUGACUUUUAUUUAUCAGAAACUGAUACUUAUCGAUUGGAUCUUCCUGAAAAAGCACCAACACGAGUAGUGGCAUGUGUUUGGCGUGUAAUAUUAAUGAUGCCUGUUAAUAAUUCUGUUUCAAAAACUCUUGUAUCUGCUAGAGCAUUGGCAGCCUGUUUACGCAUUGAUUCUUAUUUUAAUUCAUCGAUAAUACCAAAUCUACAAGCUGCUUUAAACAUUGGUAUUAUUCAUGUGUCACUGUACAAUCAUAUAGAUUCAUCUACUUAUGAUUCUUUACUUCCUCCUUUGCAUAAUUUUACGGUGAAAGGCACUAUUCCUGAAAUGCAAUGUUUCAUGUCGAUAGAACACAAAGGUGCCAUACUUGUUUUUAAUAGAUGGACAGAUGGCUCUACACUUGUCGAUAUUAAUGGUGUUAUUAGUAUUCAUAUAUUGGAUUAUAGUUAUUUAAUUAUGCAAGAAGUAUUGGAUCCAUUAGAUGGAAAAUUUCAAAUUUCUUUAUCAGAUAAAAUUGAUAUUUCUGUAAUGUGUAAACCUUUCUCGUUAAAACUUAGUCCAACAAUAACACACACUCUUUCUGUAUCUUCUUAUUUAUGGUCUGCAUCGUUAAAUACAGAAAACAAAGGUGUCAUUAUAUUAACGAGAUAUGUUAUAGCCAAUGAUUGCAAUAUUCCAAUUCGUUUUGGACAAAGUGGUACAGAUGAUAACGUAUUAUUAAAUACCAGAGAAUGCAAUUUUUAUUCAUGGAGACACAUUGGCAAUAAUAUGAUACGAAUAUCGAUAGAAGCUAAUGCUUGGAUGUGGAGUCGACCAUUUCCAGUAAAUACGGAUGGAACACAUUUGGUAGAAUUUGCAAAUCCAUUGGUUGAUAUUACCAUAUUUGUAAAUAUUACAUCAUUGUCAGCUACGCAAAAACUUGUUACUUUUACUGGACAAUUUAUAGUGUCAAGUCAAUUAAUAGAUAAUUUUGAAAUGAAAUUAGUUAAAUAUGAAGCUGAUACUGGUACCAAAGUAACCGUAUCAAAAAAUGUUUAUAUGUUACUUGGAAAAAGUCAACCAUCGACUAUUGUUAUUGAAAAUAACAGAAAAAUGGCAAUGCGUUUACGUUUUACGAAUAUACCAAAUUUAUCAUGGACAGGAGAUAUACCUCUUCAGCCGAAUGCUAAAUUGAGUCAACCUUGGCUCGUAAAAGUGCCUUUACAAGAGCGUGGUCAAUUUUUUAGUAUUUGGGUGCGAAUAAUAACACAAAUUGUUCAAGAAAAAACUAAGAUACUUGCCGUAUUGAGUCCACUUUAUAUGAUACGAUCGCAUUUACCAGUACCAGCUAAAGUACAAAUGGAAACACCAUCGUUAAAAAUGUUAUCAAGUACAAUAGUGAAUGGACGUGGUGAACGUCAGCAAUUGUAUUGUCCUGGUACAUUCGAACACUUCCAUCAAUUAACAUUCCAAUUAGAAUCUGGAAUUUGUGCAUCUAAUCCAUACGUACCAUUAUCGUACAGUUCAGUUGAUCAAAGAAAAUUUUUUAGAAGACCUGAAGUAGAAGAUAUAGAUAAUAUUUUGAAAGAAUUAGAAAGUCAAAAGGAUGAAAUAGGAUGGCCUUUUCAAGCGGACGAUACAGCAGACUGGAUACCUGCUGAACAACCACAAACUCACGUUCAAGUUAAAUAUCAAGAUGCUGGAUUAGUAUCAAGUACACUUUUGUUGGAAUUACAACCAUGGUGUUUCAUAUUAAAUUCUUUAGGAUGUUAUAUUUCUCUUGUCUCUGAAGAUAUCGAACUUUGUCAAGUUCCUCAUUAUGGAAUUGUAACACCACCAAAAUUAGAAGGUGUAUUUCAUUUAGGUGUUGGUAUUGGUGAUACUUAUUAUACUUCGCCAGCUCUUCAAUUAGCCAGACCAGAUUGGAGUCAAAGUUUUUAUAUGCCUCGUAUAGGAGGAUUAAUUCCUGUUGAAGGCAACAUCAAAACUAUUGUUGAUUGCGUAUCUAGCGUGACUAUAAUUAGUAUUACUUCUAGCAUGCACGAAGAUAUGCGUUUAGUGAGAGUAACAAGUAGUCACGUUAUUGGAAAUUUAACAAAUCAAGAAUUAUGCAUUGCUACACUUGCAGUUGAUGAAUUAUCAAAAGAUUUAAAGUUACCUCACGAUCUUACUCCUUACAGUCAAAAUAUUCUACCAUCUGAAGAUCAACAUCAAGCUACACCUAUUGUUCAAUGGCAUAUGUUAUAUGAAAACAGUAACAUUGAAUCUCUUGUGUUAUAUAUUUCUCUGAGCUUAGGACACAGAUGGUCCUGUCCAAUUAAAAUAGAUCAAACCAUGAGUCGUAAGUGUGUUGCUAUUCCAAAUGGCUCUACUACUAUGUCAGUAGUACUAACUAUUCAAGAAGACAAAGGUACAUCAUAUAUUAUGGUACAUAUUGAUAACCAUCCUCAACUAUUGCUAGAAAAUAUGUGUCCCUAUAAACUUUUAUUGGGACAAGCUAAUGAGAAUGUAGAUGGAAUUGUAUUAGAUGCACCACAUUUUACAUGGAUCUGUGAAGUGGAAACUGGUGCUACGUGUCAUUAUUCUCUUCCAUGCAUUGGUAACCGAUUACCUGAUACUCCUGCACCAACUACAUCUAAUAUAUUAUUAUUAUCUGCAUUACCUAAUACAUAUAACAAUGAAGCAAUACAACGAAAGGAAUUGCAAUGGUCACGCGGCAUUAGUCUGUCUGCAUUGACAAAUAUACCUAUGGAUCAUUAUGUUCGAUUACCUUCUUAUGGAGAUGUUAAAUUAAUCAUGCACAAUCGUUGCUAUACUACACAUAUUACUGUCGUUCCUAUCUCACAAAUAGAAGUGUCUGCUAGAGAUAUCAGAAAUCGAUUAAUGCGCAAGGAACAUAAAUUGAAAGAAGUGGAAAUAAUUCCAAAGAAUUUUAAAACUUUAAUAGAAGAUAAUCAAGAUUUUCUUAACAUACAAUAUUCUAGUAGCUCAACAUCAGCAACUAGUUUUUUCUCAGCACAAGAGGAUGUUCCAGCAACAAAUUCUUCUAUAUCGUCGUCGCAAACAAAUUUAAAAUUAUUAAUUCCUCACGAAAGUAGCAAUAAAAAUCAUGAUGAAUAUCAAGUUAAAACAAUAAAUGAAUCAAACGCAACGGUAAAUAACAGAGAAGGUUCAGCAACUAUUUAUUUUCAUGGAAUUACUAUUAUUAUAUUGAAAGAUAUUAAUGAGAUUGGUCAAAAGACUGAAGUAGCAAGUUUGUCUAUGACAGAUUUAAUUGUUACUUUACACGCAAAACCUACUCUUGUUAACUUUUGUAUAUGUAUAGGAGAUUUACAAUUAGAUAAUCAAGUAUUUGAUCAAGGAGGUUUUGAUUUUCCAGUAGUAUUAAUCAGUCAAAGUCCACUUACAACAAGAGAAACAUUUUAUCCAUCUAAUUGUUUAAUAAAUAAUAUGGAACAAAUUAAAGAAAAUUCUUUGAUAACUGCUGAUUACAUUUGGGAGAAAAAUGGACAAAUAAUAGUGUCAAAGGAGUUGCACUUAAAAAUUGCACCUAUUAGUGCUUAUAUUGAAGAUACAUAUAUUAGUCAUUUAUUAGAUUAUGCAAAUUCUAUGAUACCACCACGGUUUAGUUCUCCAACUAGUAUGUUAAAAAAGACUCAACCAGUAUUAACAUCAACAACUAUUUAUGUAUCAGAUUAUAUCAUGAUCGAUGCCAAAAUAUUAAGCGUGCCAUUAAGAUUACAACAUUUUACAAUAGAUCCAGUAUCAAUUUUACUCAGUGUACAUACAUCUGUACGCUUAUAUGUGGCAUUGGAUCAUUCACCAUUAUAUUUUAGUACUUUUGAAAGGAAAAAUAUUUUAACUACAACGUAUAGACUAGGGAAUGCACUUACUAUGCAUUAUUUAUCUGGAGCUAUAUUUGGCGCUGGUUGGGUAGUUGGAUCCUUAGAAAUACUUGGAUCACCUGGAGGUUUAGCUCAAGCACUUGGUUCAGGUCUUAGAGAUUUUGUUUCUCUUCCAUUUCAAGGCUUGUUGCAAGGACCUUGGGGUUUUAUUGUUGGCAUAACACAUGGAUCUGCUAGUUUAAUGAAACAUAUCACAGCAGGUACAGUUAAUUCGGUGACAAAAUUAGCGUCUAGUGUUGCUCGAAAUUUGGAUAGAUUAACACUAGAUGAAGAACAUCUUCAACGUCAGGAAGAAGCCAGAAGAAUGCGCCCACAGGGUAUGGCACAAGGACUUUAUCAAGGAUUAACUGGAUUUGGUAUGAGUAUCCUUGCUGCUGUUGCUGGAUUGGCACAUCAUCCUUUACAACAGGUAUUGUCAGGUGAAGCAACAACUAAAAGUUUAGUUACAGGAGUUGGACUUGGAUUAGUUGGUGUAGUAACAAAACCUCUUAGUGGAGCUGCUGAAUUAGUUGCUCUUACUGGACAAGGCUUGUUACAAGGCGCAGGAUGGAAUUCUUUACCUUUGCCUCGACAACAUCCAAUCGUUCAAUAUAGUACUGGUAAUAAUAAUGCAUCAAUUCGAUAUGCAUGGCGUUUACUACCAUUAUUAGAAAAUUGUGACAAUAUUCUGCAUGUAACUAAUGCAGAUUACGUUUUACAACAAGGAAGUAAUCGUGCUGUAACUUUAGUUCUUACACGACAAGCAUUAUUACUUGUUAAUAUAGCUGAAGACAGUGUGGAAAAGAUAUUGCCUUUGAAAGAAUUAACCAGUAUUGAUCAUUCUUCAGAAUCAACGAUGCUUUGUUUAUAUUGUCCUCCAGCAACAACGCAAACUAGUAGAGCCUUAUCACCCACUGAACAUGAAAUGGACCAAGAAAUGAGGGCAAGAGUUGCAGAAUAUGUACGUACGAGCAGUACUGGUUUAGCUAGUUUAUCUACUAAUAGUGAUGAACAAUCUGAUAUUUUAGAAUCAUCUACAACAAAUUCAGAACAUACAUUUACCUUUUAUGUUUGUCCAGAAACACGUAAUUAUUUAUUAUCUCUUUUUAAUAUCGCUAAACGACAAAGUCAAGGUAGCGGAUUUACUGUGUUAUAAAUGAUUGAAAAUGAAAAAAUGAUGAAAAGUAAUUUUAAAUAAAAAUGUUAUCACACUCGUGAAAAUUUAAUACUGUGAAGAUUUUUUUUUAUUAAAAAUAUAAAAGUUUAUAUUAUCAAUACAAUAUGAAUAAUCUUUCUGAAUUAUU